AUGGACAUUAGCGAGGAGAGGUGUCGCUCUUUUCCUAAGCCCGCCUCUCCGGCAAAAAUUUCAGCCUGUGCGAGGGGACGGUUUAGCAGCAGCCAGAUCGGGAGGAAAGCAGUAGACGUGGAAAUGUAGAGUCGCAUCUCGGGUGUCUGGAAUGGGAGCUUGCGGGUUUCGGCGUCGUUUUUGUUUCCCCAGCUGCCCAUAUGAAGAAACGGAGGAAAUGUAGAAUCUAGGAGUUUUGUAAACCUGUGAUUCAGCAGGAGCCUAUCCGGCAAAAACGAAAAGUAGCCUCAAAGGUGGAAGUUCAAUGCUGUCUCUAAGUAAUGCCUCGUUUCUUGUGGAAAAUUGAUUUUUAUUUGAGAAUUCUCUUGGUUUUUAAAUAUCUUUUUUUUUUAAAAAAAGUGCUUUGCAUAUGUAAAUACGAAUGCAGCUCAUUGUCCGCAUACUGCAGUUUAGGCGGCUGUGACUGAGAAAAGAGUCUUAACAAUAGCACUGCAAUGUUGCAACAGCCCUUGUCCCCACAUUGCAAACUGAGGCUAGGAGUGAUUUAUGACAGCACUGAAAUGCGGCCCACUAUUAAUUUUGCAAGUUAGAAGUAGGAUCUGGGGCUGAGAAGUAUAGUUCAGUAGUAUUAUUUAGUCUCUUGGUUGAUUUUUUCUUUUUAAUGUGAAAUGCUGUUUAGGAUAAGGUUACCAGAUAUUUUAAAAUUAAUCCAGGGACACUUUUCAACUUCAGUGGAUUUUGUAUGGGGACUGAUUUGUAAAUCCAGGGACUGUCCCCGGGAAACGGGGACAUCUGAUAACCUUAGUUUAGGAAGAGUAUUGAAUAGCUGAUUGCAGCCUUUACCUUGCAGGGAGAUUUCUCUCCAUCUGCUUUCCCACCUAUGGGAUCUCUGCUUUCCACUUCUGAAAGAAAUAGCUGUGAAUCCAUAAAAAUGGUCCAUCUGGAAAAUGUUAAUCACCCCCUUUCCCAGCACUACUGCUAUAAAACUUAUAGCCCUUCCCCCCACUCAGAUACUCUACCCCACCUCCAAACAUGUUUUAUCAUGUUGUUUUAUUGUGUAUUUAAUAUCCUAUUGGGAGCUGCCCAGAGUGGCUGGGGAAACCCAGCCAGAUGGGCGGGGUAUACAUUAUAAACUAUUAUUAAUAUCAUCAUCAUCAUCACACAGCCAUAGUUUGAGCCUUAAUGGUUAACAGUGCUUUAAAAUCCUGCAGAAAAAAUUAUAAAGCUUUCUGUUAUAAACACCAUUUCAGUUAUAAACACCAUUGACAUCCUUUGACUGGAAUGAAGUGGAUCCUGAUCUGGUGGGUAAGACUGAAAUGCUUAAUUUGGCAGAGCUUUGGUAGUAAAAUGGAUAACAUUGCCAGACAGGAUUUAGUUUGGGUAAUGGCUGUUGGUUGAUCUCUUUUUCAGGAAGCUCAUUUUUAUAUGGGCCUUGAAGGUAAAUAAAGGUUUCCACAGAAGCAUUCCUUCCUGAUAUUCACAAUAAAAGUAAAACUACAGUGGUACCUCGGUUUUUGAACGUCUCCAUUGAUGAACAUUUUGGUUUUCGAAUGCCGUAAAUGCUUCGGUUUUCGAACAUGCCCCAGAAGUCGAACAUGCCACACAGCUUCUGUAUUGAGUUUUCCGCAUUCAGUUUUUGGUUUUCGAACAUUUCAGAACUUGGAACGGUCUUCCGGAAUGGAUUACGUUUGAAAACCAAGGUACCACUAUAUUUAAAUUGUCUGAACCAAAGCCCACCACUUGCAGAAGCAUCAUGCUCCACUAACGAGGGCUUUUAAUGGUUGUGUUCUUCAGCAUGUCACUGAUGCAAUAACAGCGCAUCAGUGGUGGAUUUAUACUGGAGCACAACAAAAAUGAGACAAAACCACCACCCUGGGAUGUUUGUGGUGUGAAAAACUACAGGAUUUCAGCAGGAAGCUACAGGACAUGAUUCUACUUUGGUCUUCCCCUUCUCUUAAGAAAAAACAACUCUUCUCAUUGUUUGCCCCCACCCACAGAGCCCAGACGUAGGGAGCCAUCAGGCCAGAGUAGGUGUCAAAAUAAUCUUUAUUAACAAAGUGUACACUAACACUCCUGAGAAAAAAAAAGAAAAUGCUCACAGUUAUUAUUUUUUUUCCUGCUACUCUCACUGGGAGAUUAAUAUGUUAUUUUGGAUAGGUGGCCUAGGGCCAUUGCAGCAUCUAACUGAGGGGUGAAAAUGAGGUGGGUUUGAGGGGUCAGUUACAAUGAUUCUAUGCAAUGCUAUGGUAUGGGGAUUCAAUUGGGAAAGGCGAAUACACACAUACAAAAAGUGAUCUGUUUGGUUUGUUUCCUUCUUUCCAGGCUUUUCUGAAGUUGUACUUAAACCAGCCUUGCAGAUCUGUACAAAAAAAAAAUAACAGCUCACUUGCACAUACCUGCAUUUUGCAUAGUGGCUCACGCAAAGAACGGCAAGGUACUGUCCAGAAUAACCUUUUACGCUAAGUUGAUGUGCUAACCACAAAACUGGCUGUUCCUGGAAUGUUUUCCAAAGCCAGGUAAAUCUGGAAUGUUGCAAAAGUCUGGGAAAUAUAUUUUCAGAACAGGUUCCCUCCACCCCAGUUUGUUAGAAUAGUGUCACUCAGCCCUCCCUUACAAAUUGGUAGGCAACACAUGAGACAAUUCACCCCGUUAACACAGACCCAAGUGUGUUUGUUGCGUUGCACUAGGGAUUCUACACCUGACUUUACCAGCUCAUUUCAUACAAUGAAGAUGCAGUUGUAUGCAUGCUUUUCUGGGAGUAAGCCCCACCAGACUCUGCAAAACAUAGCUCUGAGUAAACAAAUACAAUCAGGGCUACAGACAACAUAUUAAUAUGUUGGGGUUGGCUGUAGAAUUUGGGGCAGGGCUCAGAGGGGCUGUCAGAAGGCCAGGGACUGCGUCCUUCAGAAGCGAGCCUGAGUACAAACAGCAAGCCCAAAAUCUUGUUGGCAGCCCCGUAUGAAAUUGUGUUACACAUUUUCCCCUUUUAUCCUGCACUUCAUCUGUCAAGGUGUACACUCUCUUUUUUUUCUCAACAGAGAUUUAUGUCCAUGCAAGAAAAAUGUAAUAUAUGAAGUUGCCCUCAAUAUGCACUAGGGCAGAUCAUUAAAUGGUUCGUUAUAUUCCCAUGUACAAAGUUGCAGCAUCGUUUUACUCUUCCUUCCUUACUUCACAGGGUCCUCCUGCACAAUGACUAGAAUCUUCAGACACGAGUUGUAAGUAUCAAAGAAAGACACAAUCAUUCUUGGUCUCCUACAACCCAAGAGAAGGUUAAGUUCUUAGCAGUCUUCUCGUCUUCCUCCAGACAAAAUUUCCUAUUAUUACUUUAUUACAUUAUGGAAGUGCUCCAAUGUCCCGCCAUACUAGUUACCAUUCAAACACUGACAGAGGCAGACCCCAACAGUUAA
Molecule: messenger RNA, 3407 nt
Organism: Podarcis lilfordi (Lilford's wall lizard)
Lineage: Eukaryota; Metazoa; Chordata; Lepidosauria; Squamata; Lacertidae
Source: the annotation of a GenBank genome assembly